UUUUCAUGAUCUGAAGCGGUUAAAGCCUUAAAGCCUAGUAGUGGUGGUGGUGGAAUUUUACCGUCCCACUCUCAUUGUCUUCUUCUGUUGAGCUUCACCGAACCAUCUUUGUUUCUUUCUGCUCAUCUUCUUCUUCACCACUUCGAUCACCGUUUAACUCAACUUGAUGGAUAGAGCUCAGAGGUGAACAUAUAUGCAUGCAGGUGCAGACUUAUAGAAGAAUUUGAAAAGAUGAACACCAGCAUCAGGGCCAAGCUGCAGCAUAAGAAACCUCCCAUCACGGUGUCACAUGAAAGGGCAGAGAUGCGGGAAAGCUCGCGAGGGAGAGCGAAUAGUUCAGUUAAGGGUGGAAAAACAUCGAGCAAAGACAGAAAACUGGCUUUACAGCAAGAUGUUGACAGGUUGAAGAAAAAGCUUAGACGUGAGGAGAACAUACACAGAGCAUUGGAGAGAGCUUUCAACAGACCUUUGGGAGCUCUGCCUCGUCUUCCUCCGUAUCUGCCUCCCUACACACUAGGACUUCUUGCUGAGGUGGCAGUACUGGAAGAAGAAAUUGUUAGGCUUGAAGAACAGGUUGUGCAUUUCAGGCAGGACUUGUACCAGGAAGCUGUGUACAUGUCAUCCUCUAGGAUGAAACUUGAGCAAUCAGCUGGUGUGAGCAAUGUAAGUCCGCAUAGUAGUCCCAAACAGGUUAAAGAGGAGUCCCUUUCCCAGACACUGGAUAAUGCUGCAAGAUCUGAAACCAGGCCUACAGCAACACUUCCAAAAGAUAGACAUGGAAAAGAGAACCAAACAUGUACUAAUUCUUCCAAGAGUAGCAAGCAGUCCAUAUGCAAAGGCCAGACUACAAAAUCGCCAUUUAAGAAACUCCCUGUCGACAAUAAAUCACCACAGAAACGUUGGGAUCCUCUAAAAAAGCAGCAAGAACUAAGGAUGAAAGACCAGCCAAUUGCAGAAAUGAGAAACCAUAGUCUACAUGACAAACCAAAAGGGGGGGAAAGUCCAAAUAUAAUCUCUGAAAAUAUUCUGAAGUGUUUAUCAAGCAUUCUCUUGAGAAUGAGUACUGUGAAGAAUUUGGAUUCUGCAGGUAAUGUACCACACUCCUGGACUCCAAAAUCUAGUAAAAACUGCGUUGAAGGAAGCGAGUUUUGGGAUCCUUAUGGUAUCUGCUUGGAAUUCGGAAAGAGGGAAAUUGGUCCAUACAAGCAAUUAUGUGCAAUUGAAGCCAAAUCAUUCGAUCCAAAACGAACUGCAAAAUCUUUGUUUUUACUGCACCGGUUGAAACUUCUUCUGAGAAAACUAGCCUGUGUCAACAUUGACAAUCUCAACCACCAGGAGAAGCUUGCAUUCUGGAUCAACAUCUAUAACUCAUGUAUGAUGAAUGCAUACAUAGAAAAUGGCAUACCAGAGAGUCCUGAAAUGGUGGUUGCGCUGAUGCAGAAGGCCACAAUAAAUGUGGGUGGACACUUGCUAAGUGCAACGACAAUAGAACAUGGCAUUUUAAGACUUCCUUAUCACUACAAAUUUCCAAAUCCUAAACAGACAACAUUAUCAAAGGGAGGGAAAAAUCAUGAAACUUAUGGACUAGAAUUGUCAGAGCCCCUGGUGACAUUUGCUCUAUCCUGUGGAACUUGGUCCUCUCCUGCUGUGAGAAUUUACACAGCAUCUCAGGUUGAGAACGAACUUGAAAUGGCCAAAAAGGAAUACUUACAGGCUGCAGUUGGAAUUUCGACAUCAAAGUUCCUUAUCCCGAAGUUGCUGGAUUGGUAUUUACUGGACUUUGCAAAAGACUUGGAAUCAUUGCUGGAUUGGAUUUGCCUCCAAUUACCAAGUGAUGUGGGGAAAGAAGCCAUUAAGCUCAUUGAGGAAAGAAAAACCGAGCCCCUCUCACAAUUUGUACAGAUUAUGACACAUGAGUUCAAUUUUAGAUACUUGUUGUGUACAUAGUUUUGCUUCUGUUUUCUGUAAGGUUUUAUUGGUUCUGUGGAUACAAUUAGUGAACAGCUCUAGAUCAUACAUGUGAGAAUAAUGUAAAUGCCAUUUGUUAUUUUCUCA
This is a messenger RNA of Vigna unguiculata (cowpea), 2055 nucleotides long. RefSeq lists its product as uncharacterized. NCBI's taxonomy places the organism in Eukaryota, Viridiplantae, Streptophyta, Magnoliopsida, Fabales, Fabaceae. The record is from RefSeq and is a predicted model, not a curated record.